AUGUCCGGCACGAUCAAGGCUGCAAACUCGGACCUCGACCUCUCGGGCAAGCGCUGCGUCGUCGUGGGUGGGACUCAAGGCAUUGGGCUCGCCAUUGCGCGUCGCCUGUCUGCGGCGGGCGGCAAUGUCGUCAUCGUUGGCCGCAAGGCUCCAUCCGACGUGCCCCCUACCUGGUCAUUCGUUCACGCCGACCUAUCCCUUGUCACAGGAGCCCUCGGUCUCGUCAACGACCUUACAGCGGUCGGUCCAAUCGACUACCUCUUCCAGACACAGGGUGGAUUCAUGGCAACUGAGCCCGUCAUGACCACCGAGGGGCACGAAGGACGAUUCAUGGUCCAGGUCGCGUCCAAGUUUGCCCUUACCCGCGGCCUGGCCGACGCCCGUGCACUGCAUGGCCCUACCGUCAUUGUCUGCGCCCCCGGUGGCCACUCCAAGACGUUCGAUGUCGAUGACAUCCAGCUCGAGAAACUCUUCGACAAGGGCAAGGCGAGCAUUGUUGCCGUGGCCGAGCGCGACAGUGUGGUUCUCGAUGCCUUUGUGCAAGAGUUCAACACCCGAUAUCCCAAGCAUCCCGUGUAUCACGUGUGGCCCGGGCUUGUGGACACCAACUGCCUCUCGAAUUCAACACUCGGGCAGCCACUGCGGUUCUUCAUGCAACUCUUCAACCCCAUCGGCAUGUUCCUUAUGGGCUCCAAGCCCGAUGUGUUCGCCGAGAUGCCCGUCUGGCUCGCAACAAAGGGCGGGGAGGCCGGCGCGCCAAAGGUCAUCAACAACAAGCUCAAGCCCAUGAAGCCGACGCCAGCGACAAACGAUCCUGCCAUGCGACAGCGUAUCUGGGACGAUGUGUUCAAGCUUUACAAGUGA
Vanrija pseudolonga is the source of this 864-nucleotide messenger RNA. It is a transcript of the gene YKL107W, whose product is annotated as putative oxidoreductase. The coding region runs from base 1 to 864 and encodes 287 amino acids. Lineage: Eukaryota; Fungi; Basidiomycota; Tremellomycetes; Trichosporonales; Trichosporonaceae. The record is from RefSeq and is a predicted model, not a curated record. The transcript has 2 exons.